Molecule: messenger RNA, 1956 nt
Organism: Penicillium manginii
Lineage: Eukaryota; Fungi; Ascomycota; Eurotiomycetes; Eurotiales; Aspergillaceae
Product: putative C6 transcription factor (Leu3)
Exons: 6
Coding region: 1-1956 (651 amino acids)
Biological process (GO): regulation of DNA-templated transcription; DNA-templated transcription
Cellular component (GO): nucleus
Molecular function (GO): DNA-binding transcription factor activity, RNA polymerase II-specific; zinc ion binding; transcription cis-regulatory region binding
Source: RefSeq, a predicted model, not a curated record
AUGGCGGGCGUGAAUCAUGCGCCAGUCUCCAUGGCUGCUUCCGACAUGCAGAACCGCAAGCGCAAUGUGACCAUGGCGGGGAUCGACAGCUCACCGGGGAGUAUUGACGAGGCGGAGGAUAUCGAUGGUCGUGAUGAUAAGAGGCGACAACCCGUGAAGCGUGCCUGUAAUGAAUGUCGACAACAAAAGCUCCGUUGCGAUGUUGUCCAAGAUCCGUGGGUUGAUUGUUCUCGAUGCCGUCGGCUGAAAUUGGACUGCAAAAUCGAGUCGAAUUUCAAGCGGGUCGGCAAACGCAGCCGCAAUGCCGAGAUGGAACGAGAGAUUAUCGAAUUGAGAAAACGGAUCUUAACCAAUCCUUCUUCGACGCCUCUUCCCCAACAACCUCUACCGGCAGACCAAUUGACGCCCAAGCAAGAAUCCAAUCAGGUCAGCCCCGCAGGCGUCUAUCAAACACCCUCGGCCGUAUCGUCAGACCAAUACAUGGGUUCUCAGGAAGCCGUAGCAUCGCUACUCGACUUGCGAUCAGGAUUUGACGGAUCAAACUAUAUGCGAAAUGGAAACCAACAAUUCAAGCGACUCGAAGAUGUCAUGAUCGCUCCGGAGAAAGUGACGGAGCUUUUCAAUAUGUUCUUCACCUACAGCCAUCCCUUCCUACCAUUUUUAGACCGACAGCAAUCCCCGGACGAUUACUAUGCUGCUUCACCUUUGCUGUUUUGGACGAUUAUAAGUGUUGGUGCUAGACGAUAUCAGGGUGACACCGGCUUGUUGAACUCUCUUGCCGGCCCUGUCACUCGCCUAGUUUGGAGCACGUUAGCAGAUAUUCCUCAAAGCUAUCAUGUUGUCAAGGCGCUCUGUCUGCUGUGUUCGUGGCCAUUUCCCACGAGCAGUACGUCCACUGAUCCAACGUUUAUGCUUUGCGGAAUGAUGAUCCAGGUUGCCAUGCAGCUUGGACUUCAUCGGCCAUCCCACAGCCAAGACUUCAGCAAAUUCCGUGUGGAACUUAUUGAAGAUGAGCUUAGAGAUAAAGUACGCACGUGGGCUAUUUGCAAUAUUGUUGCACAGAGAGUUUCUACCGGAUACGGUCAACCUCCGUCAACAAUCUACGACUGGACAUUAUCCUCGAAUGAUUCCUCGGAUCCCAACUUCAGACUACCCGGAGAAAUUCGAUCUAGGUUGGAGAUUGAGGAAUUUUGCGAUAAGAUCACCAGAGCAUUGUAUACAAAUCGACGUGAUCCUGUCGGGCUGACUAGCGACCGGGAGAGAAGCACCUUGCUUUCAUUCCUUUCGCGGGAUUUUGACGAGCUUGAGGAACACUUCAAAGGACAAAACGAUUGUAUCACCGAUCUAUUUCUUCGUGCUUCAAAUCUUCAUCUCCAUUUGUCGGCGUUCUUAGAUGACCCUUCUGCGAAAGAUUACAGGGAGCGUCUCCUUUCUCUUUACGUUGCAACAACAUCAUUCCUUGAGGUCGCAAUGAAGCUUGAGACCGAAGUUGGACCUGUCCUAUCCUAUACCCCCUACUAUGUUUACCAAAUGAUGGUUGCUGCCGGCUGCACUCUCCUCAAACUGAGCAAGAGUUUCUUUGCCACCCACAUUGACAUGGAAUACACGAAGAGUCUAUUUAAUCGCACCAUUUGGGCUGUCCGCGCCUAUCUCAAAAACCCGACCAACCCCGAUUCAGCGGCCGAUUCAUCCGCAACGUCAUCCGUCGGCCCUCUACACACCUCUACGUCCACGCCGGGUAUCUCCGGUGGCGAUCCAAGUCUUGCACCGGCACCAAUGAUCCCAGCCAAUCUGGGUGUUCAGGCACCAGGUACCGGUGUUGGCGGACUUCCCAGCGGAUUCAUGGAACCAAAUUACGAGGUCUUCGACCCACUUAACUGGCUGCUCGACGGCCUGGUUGACUUGCCUUACUCAUACUCCGCCAUGGGCGGAAUGGAGCCGCAAGGCAUUGUAUAA